This is a messenger RNA of Globicephala melas (long-finned pilot whale), 15987 nucleotides long. It is a transcript of the gene BSN, whose product is annotated as bassoon presynaptic cytomatrix protein. Lineage: Eukaryota; Metazoa; Chordata; Mammalia; Artiodactyla; Delphinidae. Gene Ontology annotation, molecular function: metal ion binding; structural constituent of presynaptic active zone. Gene Ontology annotation, biological process: protein localization to synapse; presynaptic active zone assembly. The record is from RefSeq and is a predicted model, not a curated record. Gene Ontology annotation, cellular component: GABA-ergic synapse; glutamatergic synapse; axon.
GCAGCGGCAGGCGGCGGCGCGAGCAGAGCUGGGAGAUGAUGGCGGCGGCGGCGGCUGCGGCGGCGGCACGGAGUGUGUGAGCAGCAGCCCGGGAACCGCCGGCCCGGGCCCAGUGCGACCCCGACCCCGCCCGCCCGCCCGCCAUGGGCAACGAGGCCAGCCUGGAGGGCGGCGCUGGCGACGGGCCGCUGACGCCCGGCGGCUCCGGCCCCGGCCCCGGCGCAGGGAAGCCGCCUUCAGCACCGGCUGGUGGAGGACAGCUCCCGGCGUCAGGCGGGGCGCGGGCAACCGCCGGACCACCGGGUCCAGGCCCCGGGCCCGGUGCCGGCCCGGGCACCGUUUCCAGGAGACUGGACCCCAAGGAGCCCCUGGGUAGCCAGAGAGCAGCUUCCCCAACCCCGAAGCAGCCUUCUGCUCCUGCUCCCAGCCGUGAGAGCCCCCAGGAGACAAGGGCACAGGGCCCAGCUGGCCAGGAGGCUGAUGGCCCCCGCAGGACGCUGCAGGUAGACAGCAGGACGCAGAGAUCAGGGCGGUCCCCCUCUGUGUCACCGGACAGAGGCAGCACCCCCACAUCACCCUACUCCGUCCCCCAGAUCGCCCCCCUUCCCAGCAGCACGCUGUGUCCCAUAUGUAAGACCUCGGAUCUCACGUCAACCCCCAGCCAGCCAAACUUCAACACCUGCACCCAGUGUCACAACAAGGUCUGCAACCAGUGUGGGUUCAACCCCAACCCUCAUCUCACCCAGGUGAAGGAGUGGCUCUGUCUGAACUGCCAGAUGCAGAGGGCUCUAGGGAUGGACAUGACCACUGCGCCUCGCUCCAAGAGCCAGCAGCAGCUGCACUCCCCAGCCCUGUCUCCAGUCCACUCCCCAGCCAAACAGCCCCUGGGGAAGCCGGAGCAAGAGAGAUCAUGGGGCCCAGGGGGACCACAGCCUGGCCCCCACCAGGCUGAGACAGCCAGAGCCACCUCAGUGCCGGGGCCUGCCCAAGCAGCUGCCCCUCUGGAGGUGGGGAGGGUGUCUCCUCAGCCCCCUCUCCCCAUCAAGCGUUCCACAGCUGAGCCCAGGCCACCUGCAGGAGAGGCCCCGGCCAAAAGUGCCACCACAGCGCCCUCUGGGCCUGGUGCUGCUGAGCCGACCCAGGAGGGCCUCACUGGGAAGCUCUUUGGCCUUGGUGCAUCGCUGCUGACCCAGGCGAGCACCCUCAUGUCUGUGCAGCCUGAGGCCGACCCCCAGGGCCAGGCUGCCCCCAGCAAGGGGCCGCCCAAGAUCGUCUUCAGCGAUGCCAGCAAGCAGGCUGGCCCAAGACCUCCAGGCUCAGGGCCCGGGUCUGGGCCAGCACCUGGAGCCAAAACUGAGCCUGGAGCUAAAACAGGUCCUGGAUCAGGGCCUGGAGCCCUGGCAAGAACUGGGGGAACAACCAGUCCAAAGCAUGGCAGAGCAGAACACCAGGCAGUGGCCAAGGCUGCUGCCAAGCCAAAGACCAUGCCUAAGGAAAGGGCCACCUGCCCACUGUGCCAAGCUGAGCUCAACGUGGACAGCAAGGGCCCCGCCAACUAUAACACCUGCACCACAUGCAAACUGCAGGUGUGCAACCUGUGUGGCUUCAACCCGACGCCCCACCUGGUGGAGAAAACCGAGUGGCUCUGUCUGAACUGCCAAACUAAGCGGCUGCUGGAGGGCAGCCUGGGAGAGCCGACCCCACUGACCCUGCCCACCUCACAGCAGCCCCCUGUAGGGGCCCCUCACCGUGCAGCUGGAACAGCUCCUCCGAAGCAGAAAGGGCCACCGGGGCUGGGCCAGCCAUCAGGCCCCCCGCCUGCCAAGGCCAGUCCCCUGCCCACCAAGGCCAGUCCCCUUCCUACCAAGGCUAGUCCCCAAGCCAAGCCCCUCAGGGCUUCUGAACCCAUCAGGACCCCGAGCAGUGCCCAGGAAAAGAAGACAGGAGUCCCAGCUAAAGCUGAGCCGGUGCUGAAGCCACCUCCAGAGACUACCCUGCCCCCUGGGAUUCCUAAAGCAAAGGCUGGGGUGCGGAGGACUGAACCUGCUACCCCCGUCGUCAAGGCAGGGGUUCCAGAAGCCCCCAAGGGUGGGGAGGCGGAGGAGCCGGUGGGCAAGCCUUACUCUCAGGACCUGUCUCGGAGCCCGCAGAGCCUCAGCGACACAGGCUAUUCCUCCGAUGGUGUCUCCAGCUCCCAGAGUGAGAUCACAGGCAUUGUGCAGCAGGAGGUGGAACAGCUGGACAGUGCAGGGGCGACAGGGCCAUGCCCGCCCAGCCCCUCUGAGCUCCACAAGGUGGGGAGCAGCAUGAGGCCUUCGCUGGAGGCCCAGGGCCCGGCCCCCAGUGGUGAGCGGAGAAAGCCCCGCUACGGCAGUGGUGAGGAGCAGAAGCGGCGGCCCCACUCCUUGUCCAUCAUGCCCGAGGCCUUCAACUCGGAUGAGGAGCUGGAGGAUAUCCUGGAGGAAGAAGACUCUCUGGAGUGGGGGCGCCGGAGGGAGCAGCAGGACACAGCUGAGUCCUCAGAUGACUUCGGCAGCCAGCUGAGGCAUGACUAUGUGGAGGACAGCAGUGAGGGUGGCCUGUCCCCUCUUCCGCCCCAGCCCCCAUCCCGGGCAGCAGAACUGACUGAUGAGGAGUUCAUGAGGCGGCAGAUCCUGGAGAUGAGUGCCGAAGAAGACAACCUGGAGGAGGAUGACGCUGCCCACCCCAGGCACGGCCCCGUCAAACAUGGCUCGCAGAAGGGCAGCCCCCGGCCCAGGCCCGAGCCCAGCCAAGAGCAGGGAGCGCUGCCCAAGAGGCGCCUGCCCCACAACGCCACCACGGGCUAUGAGGAGCUGCUUUCCGAGGGAGGCCCAGCAGAGGCUGCAGACAGCAGUGGGGCUCUGCAGGGCGGGCUCCGCCGCUUCAAGACCAUCGAGCUCAAUAGCACGGGCAGCUACGGCCAUGAGCUGGACCUGGGACAAGGCCCUGACCCCAGCCUGGACCGGGAGCCCGAGCUGGAGAUGGAGAGCCUGACGGGCUCGCCUGAGGACCGCUCCCGCGGGGAGCACUCCUCCACACUGCCGGCCUCCACACCCAGCUACACCUCGGGCACCUCGCCCACCUCCCUGUCCUCGCUGGAGGAGGACAGUGACAGCAGCCCCAGCCGCCGGCAGCGGCUGGAAGAAGCCAAGCAGCAGCGCAAGGCCCGGCACCGCUCGCAUGGGCCCCUGCUGCCCACCAUCGAGGACUCCUCAGAGGAGGAGGAGCUGCGGGAAGAGGAGGAGCUGCUGCGCGAGCAGGAGAAGAUGCGGGAGGUGGAGCAGCAGCGCAUCCGCAGCACGGCCCGCAAGACCCGGCGUGACAAGGAGGAGCUGCGGGCCCAGCGGCGGCGUGAGCGCUCCAAGACCCCCCCCAGCAACCUGUCGCCCAUUGAGGAUGCCUCCCCCACAGAGGAGCUGAGGCAGGCGGCCGAGAUGGAGGAGCUACAUCGCUCCUCCUGCUCCGAGUACUCGCCCUCGCCCUCCCUUGACUCGGAGGCUGAAGCCCUGGAUGGGGGCCCCCCUCGGCUCUACAAGUCAGGCAGUGAGUACAACCUGCCCACCUUCAUGUCCCUCUACUCUCCAACCGAGACACCCUUGGGCAGCACCACCACUCCCAGUUCCGGCCGGCCCCUCAAGAGCGCUGAGGAGGCCUAUGAGGAGAUGAUGCGGAAGGCCGAGCUGCUCCAGCGGCAACAAGGCCAGGCAGCAGGGGGCCGUGGGCCCCAUGGUGGCCCCUCUCAGCCCGUAGGCCCCCGGGGCCAGGGUUCCUUCGAAUACCAGGACACCCCAGACCAUGACUAUGGUGGGGCUGCUCAGCCGGCCUCGGAGGGCACGCCAGCCAGCCUGGGAGCAGCCGUGUACCAGGAGAUCCUUCAGACGUCACAAAGCAUUGCCCGCAUGCAUCAGGCCUCCUCACGGGACCUGGCCUUUGCUGAGGACAAGAAGAAGGAGAAGCAGUUUCUAAAUGCCGAGAGUGCGUACAUGGACCCAAUGAAACAAAAUGGCGGCCCACUUACCCCUGGUACCAGUCCCACCCAGCUCGCCGCCCCUGUGUCCUUCUCCACCUCCACCUCCUCUGACAGCAGUGGGGGCCGAGUCAUUCCCGAUGUCCGUGUUACUCAGCAUUUUGCAAAGGAGCCUCAGGACCCCCUCAAGCUACACAGCUCUCCUGCCUCCCCCAGCUCUGCCUCCAAGGAAGUAGGCAUAACCUUUGCCCAGGGCCCUGGGACCCCAGCCUCCACAGCUGCGGCUCCUUGUCCAGCUGGCCUGCCACGAGGGUACAUGACUCCGACUUCCCCGGCAGGCUCUGAGCGCAGCCCUUUGCUCUCUUCCACUGGCCACAGCUAUGGACAGAGCCCAACCACUGCAAACUAUGGGUCUCAAACUGAGGAGCUACCCCAGGCCCCCCGUGGCCCUGCUGUCAGUGGACGGGCUGCCAGAGAGAAGCCCCUGAGUGUGAGUGAUGGCGAGAGUGGCACCCCGCAGACCUCCCGAGGAUAUUCCUACUUUGCAGGCUCCAGCCCCCCUCUCUCUCCAUCUUCUCCCUCAGAGAGUCCCACAUUCUCCCCUGGCAAGCUGGGCCCAAGGGCCACAGCAGAGUUCUCUACACAGACGCCAAGCCCGACCCCUGCCUUGGACAUGCCACGGAGCCCUGGUGCCCCCAGCCCGGCACCCACGGUGGCUCAGGGCACACAGACGCCACACCGACCCAGCACGCCUCACCUGGUACGGCAGCAGUCCCCUCAGGAUGCCCCCUUUAUGGUCAUCACACUGGGGUCAGAUGCCUCCAGCCAGACCAAGAUGGUCCAUGCCAGUGCCUCCACCUCCCCAGUGUGCUCACCCAUUGAAACCCAGCCCACCAACCACAGCUACAGCCAGACAACACCUCAGCUGCCCCCAGAGCCACCUGGGCCACCUGGCUUCCCGCGGGCAGCCAGUGCUGGUGCAGAUGGGCCCCUGGCACUAUAUAGCUGGGGCGCCCUCCCUGCUGAGAAUAUCUCCCUGUGCCGGAUCUCCUCUGUCCCUGGAACGUCUAGGGUCGAGCCCGGCCCCAGGCCCCCUGGCAGUGCCGUGGUAGACCUUCGCACAGCCAUCAAGCCCACGCCCAUCAUCCUCACUGACCAGGGCAUGGACCUGACCUCUCUUGCUGUGGAAGCGAGGAAGUACGGCCUUGCUCUGGAUCCAAUCCCAGGACGGCAGUCGACCGCUGUACAGCCUUUGGUUAUCAACCUCAACGCCCAGGAGCAGACCCAUGCCUUUCUCAGCACCGCCACCACCGUGAGCAUCACCAUGGCCUCAUCUGUGCUCAUGGCUCAGCAGAAGCAGCCUGUGGUCUAUGGAGACCCCUUCCAGAGCCGACUGGACUUUGGCCAGGGUGCGGGUAGCCCCGUGUGCCUGGCCCAGGUCAAGCAGGUAGAGCAGGCAGUCCAGACAGCCCCUUACCGUGGUGGGCCCCGAGGAAGACCCAGGGAGGCCAAGUUUGCCAGGUAUAACCUGCCCAACCAGGUGGCACCUCUGGCCAGAAGGGAUGUUUUGAUCACUCAGGUGGGCACUGCCCAGAGUGUUGGCCUCAAGUCAGGCCCAGUGCCAGAGCCUGGUUCCGAACCCCAUCGGGCCACCCCCGCAGAGCUGCGGUCACACGCCUUGCCAGGUGCCAGGAAGCCACAUACAGUGGUGGUGCAGAUGGGAGAAGGCACAGCAGGCACUGUGACCACACUGCUCCCAGAGGAGCCGGCAGGUGCCCUGGACCUCACUGGGAUGAGGCCCGAGAGCCAGCUGGCGUGCUGUGAUAUGGUCUACAAGUUCCCCUUUGGCAGUAGCUGUACAGGUACCUUUCACCCCACCCCCAGCGCACCUGAGAAGAGUGUGGCAGAUGUUGCCCCACCCGGCCAAAGCAGCGGCCCCUUCUACAGUCCCCGGGACCCUGAGCCCCCCGAGGCCCCCACCUACCGGGCACAGGUGGUCGGGGGGCCUGGGCCCCAUGAGGAGCAGAGGCCCUACCCACAGGGCCUCCCUGGCAGGCUGUACUCCUCUAUGUCCGACACCAAUUUGGCUGAGGCUGGCCUCAACUACCACACCCACAGGAUUGGUCACCUCUUCCAGGGCCCUGGACGAGACUCGGCCAUGGACCUCAGCUCACUGAAGCACUCCUACAGCCUGGGCUUUGCAGAUGGACGCUACCUUGGGCAGGGCUUGCAGUAUGGUUCAUUCACGGACCUACGUCAUCCCACAGACCUUUUGACUCACCCGCUUCCCAUGCGGCGCUACAGCUCAGUGUCAAACAUCUACUCAGACCACAGGUAUGGCCCACGGGGAGAUGCAGCUGGAUUCCAGGAGGCCAGCCUGGCCCAGUACAGCGCCACCACGGCCCGUGAGAUCAGCCGUAUGUGUGCUGCCCUCAACUCCAUGGACCAGUACGGAGGGCGGCGUGGCAGCGGUGGUGGUGGCCCCGACCUCAUGCAGUAUCAGCCCCAACCAGGGCUCAGUGCCCCGCAAGGUCUGGCUCCCCUCAGACCUGGCCUCCUUGGGAACCCCACCUUCCCGGAGGGCCACCCGAGUCCUGGGAACCUGGCCCAGUACAGGCCUACAGCAGGCCAGGGAACAGCAAUCAGACAGCUGCUGCCAUCCACAGCCACUGUGCGUGCAGCCGACGGCAUGAUCUACUCGACUAUCAACACUCCAAUUGCUGCAACACUGCCCAUCACCACCCAGCCUGCCUCAGUACUGCGGCCCAUGGUGCGUGGUGGCAUGUACAGGCCUUAUGCAUCCGGAGGAGUCACAGCCGUGCCACUCGCCAGCCUGACACGCAUGCCCAUGAUUGCCCCCCGGAUACCUCUUGGGCCCACAGGGCUAUACCGAUAUCCUGUACCAAGUAGAUUCCCCACUGCUUCCAGCGUUCCACCUGCUGAGGGUCCUGUCUACCUGGGGAAGCCUGCUGCUGCCAAGGCCCCAGGGGCUGGGGGCCCACCAAGGCCAGAGCUGCCAGCAGGGGCUGCUCGGGAAGAGCCUCUUUCCACAGCCACCCCUGCUGCUGUCAAGGAGGCUGUAGCAGCCCCAGCCCCAGCCCCAGCCCCAGCGGCUGGCCAGAAGCCGCCGGUAGAUGCUGCUCCUGGGGGCGGCAGUGGGGCCCUCAGCCGGCCAGGGCUCGAGAAGGAGGAAGCAUCACAGGAGGAGAGGCAGCGGAAGCAGCAGGAGCAGCUGCUACAGCUGGAGCGAGAGCGGGUGGAGUUAGAAAAGCUGCGGCAGCUGCGGCUGCAGGAGGAGCUGGAGCGGGAGCGUGUGGAACUGCAGAGGCACCGCGAGGAAGAGCAGCUGCUGGUGCAGCGGGAGUUGCAGGAGCUGCAGACCAUCAAGCACCAUGUGCUGCAGCAGCAGCAGGAGGAACGGCAGGCUCAGUUCGCACUGCAGCGGGAGCAGCUAGCACAGCAGCGUCUGCAGCUGGAGCAGAUCCAGCAGCUGCAGCAGCAGCUGCAGCAGCAACUGGAGGAACAGAAGCAGCGGCAGAAGGCUCCCUUCCCUGUGGCCUGUGAGGCACCCGGUCGAGGGCCUCCCCCAGCUGCCACAGAGCUGGCUCAGAAUGGCCAGUACUGGCCACCCCUGACCCACGCAGCCUUCAUUGCCGUGCCUGGGCCUGAGGGGCCUGGGCAGCCUCGUGAGCCCGUGCUGCACCGGGGUCUCCCCAGCUCCGCCUCGGACAUGUCACUGCAGACUGAGGAGCAGUGGGAGGCAGGCCGUAGUGGUAUCAAGAAGCGGCACUCCAUGCCACGCCUGCGGGAUGUGUGCGAGCCAGAGUCAGGGCCUGAGCCCUGUGUGGUCAGGAGGAUUGCAGACAGCAGCGUGCAGACGGAUGAUGAGGAUGGAGAGGGCCGCUAUCUCCUGACCCGGCGGCGCCGGCCACGGCGGAGUGCUGACUGCAGCGUGCAGACGGACGACGAGGACAGUGCCGAGUGGGAGCAGCCAGUGCGCCGCCGCAGGUCCCGUCUUUCUCGCCACUCAGACUCUGGCUCCGACAGCAAGCACGAUGCUACUGCCUCAUCAUCCACUGCCGCCCCCGCCGUGAGGGCCAUGAGCAGCGUGGGCAUCCAGACCAUCAGCGACUGCUCUGUGCAGACAGAGCCUGACCAGCUGCCCAGAGUCUCUCCAGCCAUCCACAUCACAGCUGCCACCGACCCCAAGGUGGAGAUCGUCAGGUACAUAUCGGCGCCAGAGAAGACUGGGCGUGGGGAGAGCCUGGCCUGCCAGACGGAGCCGGAUGGGCAGGCCCAGGGUGUGGCCGGGCCGCAGCUUGUAGGGCCAACUGCCAUCAGCCCCUACCUGCCUGGCAUCCAGAUCGUCACCCCAGGGCCCCUGGGCAGAUUCGAAAAAAAGAAGCCGGAUCCCUUGGAGAUUGGAUACCAGGCCCACCUGCCCCCGGAGUCUCUCUCACAGCUUGUGAGCCGCCAGCCUCCCAAGUCCCCCCAGGUCCUCUACUCACCAGUCUCACCCCUCUCCCCACACCGGCUCCUGGACACCUCCUUUGCUUCCAGUGAGAGGCUGAACAAGGCUCACGUGAGUCCCCAGAAGCACUUCACGGCUGACAGCGCUCUCCGCCAGCAGACACUGCCGCGCCCCAUGAAGACCCUGCAGCGGUCCCUGUCUGACCCUAAGCCCCUCAGCCCCACCGCCGAGGAGUCUGCCAAAGAGAGGUUCUCCCUCUACCAGCACCAGGGGGGACUGGGUAGCCAGGUGUCGGCGCUGCCACCCAACGGCCUGGUCCGCAAGGUGAAGCGGACACUGCCUAGCCCCCCUCCAGAGGAGGCUCACCUGCCCCUGGCUGGCCAGGCUCCCCCACAACUGUAUGCGGCCAGCCUGCUGCAGCGUGGGCUGGUGGGGCCCGCCGCUGUCCCUGCCACCAAGGCCAGCCUGCUCCGGGAGCUGGACCGGGACCUGCGGCUGGUGGAGCACGAGUCCACCAAGCUGCGCAAGAAGCAGGCAGAGCUGGAUGAGGAGGAGAAGGAGAUCGACGCCAAGCUCAAGUACCUGGAGCUGGGCAUCACCCAGCGCAAAGAGUCUUUGGCCAGAGACCGGGGUGGCCGUGACUACCCGCCCUUGCGUGGUCUCAGUGAGCAUCGCGACUACCUGUCAGACAGUGAGCUCAACCAGCUGCGGCUCCAGGGCUGUGCCACUCCGGCUGGCCAGUAUGCAGACUUCCCUGUCACUGCCGCUGCUCCUGCCACUCCCUCCGGCCCCACUGCUUUCCAGCAAUCCCGGUUCCCACCUCCGGCGCCACAGUAUGCUGCAGGCAGCGGUGGGCCAACACAGAAUGGAUUCCCAGCCCACCAGGCACCCACCUACCCUGGCCCCAGCACGUACCCAGCACCUGCCUUUCCUCCCGGCACCAGUUACCCUGCUGAGCCUGGCCUGCCAAGCCAGCAGGCUUUCCGUCCCACAGGCCAUUAUACAGCCCAAACACCCAUGCCAACCACACAGAGCACCCUUUACCCAGUCCCGACUGACAGCCGUACCCCCCACCAGAAGCCACGCCAGACAUCACUAGCCGACUUGGAGCAGAAGGUGCCCACCAACUAUGAGGUGAUCGCCAGCCCUGUCGUGACCAUGUCUGCAGCCUCGUCUGAAACCAGCUAUAGUGGCCCAGCAGUAAGCAGCAGCUAUGAACAAGGAAAGGCCCCUGAGCUGCCGCGGGCCAGUGACCGUAGUGGUGUGAGCCUGAGCCCAGCCCCCACCUACCCCUCUGACUCACACUACACCAGCCUGGAGCAGAAUGUCCCUCGGAACUAUGUGAUGAUUGACGACAUCAGUGAGCUGACCAAGGACAGUGCUUCCACUGCCCCUGACAGCCAGAAGCUGGAGCCCCUGGGGCCGAGCAGCAGUGGGCGUCCAGGGAAAGAGCCAGGAGAACCAGGUGUCCUUGAGGGGCCCACACUGCCCUGCUGCUAUACCAGAGGGGAGGAAGAAUCCGAGGAGGACUCCUACGACCCCCGUGGGAAGAGCGGCCAUCACAGGAGCGUGGAGAGCAAUGGCCGACUAGCUAGCACCCACUAUUACAGUGACAGUGACUACAGACACGGGGCUCGAGCAGAGAAGUAUAUCCCAGGCCCCGUGGGGCCCAAGCAUCCCUCCAAGAGCCUGGCCCCGGCUGCCGUCUCCUCAAAGCGCAGCAAGCACCGGAAGCAGGGCAUGGAGCAAAAGAUCUCCAAGUUCUCACCUAUCGAAGAGGCCAAGGAUGUAGAGUCAGACCUGGCCUCCUACCCGUCCUCUGCAGUCAGCAGCAGCCUGGCCUCUCGGGGCAGGAAGUUCCAGGACGAAAUCACCUAUGGGCUCAAGAAGAAUGUGUAUGAGCAGCAGAGGUACUAUGGGGUGUCCAGCCGGGACCCAGUGGAAGAGGAUGACCGCGUGUACAGUGGGAGCAGCCGGUCCCGGGUGGCAUCUGCAUACAGCGGGGAGAAGCUCUCCAGCCAUGACGUCAGUGGCCGGGCCAAGGGAUACGAGCGGGAACGGGAGGCUGUGGAGCGACUUCAAAAAGCGGGCCCCAAGCCCUCAUCUCUGAGCAUGGCCCAUGGCCGGCCCCGGCCCCCCAUGCGGAGCCAGGCCUCUGAAGAGGAGAGCCCCGUCAGCCCUUUGGGGCGGCCUCACCCUGCUGGGGGCACCCUCCCCCCGGGGGACACCUGCCCACAGUUCUGCUCCAGCCACUCCAUGCCUGACGUCCAGGAGCAUGUCAAGGAUGGACCGCGAGCCCACGCGCAUAAGUGUGAGGAGGGCUACAUCCUGGAUGAUUCCCACUGCGUAGUUUCCGACAGCGAAGCGUAUCACCUGGGCCAGGAGGAGACAGACUGGUUUGAUAAGCCCCGGGAUGCCCGCUCUGACCGGUUCAGGCACCACGGGGGCCACGCAGUCUCCUCCUCCUCCCAGAAGCGAGGCCCUGCCAGGCACGGCUACCACGACUACGAUGAGCCCCCCGAGGAGGGCCUGUGGCCACACGAUGAGGGUGGCCCAGGCCGCCAUGCCUCAGCCAAGGAACACCGACACCAUGGUGACCACGGGCGGCACUCAGGCCGCCACACUGGCGAGGAGCCGGGACGGCGUGCUGCCAAACCACACGUUCGAGACCUGAGUCGCCAUGAGGCCCGGCCUCACCCUCAGCCCAGCCCUGCCCCGACCGUGCAGAAGAAGGGUCAGCCUGGGUACCCCAGCUCCGGUGAAUAUUCACAGCCAUCCCGUGUUCCAUCAGCGUACCAUCAUGCCUCUGAGAGCAAGAAGGGCUCCCGGCAGGCCCACUCAGGGCCCGCUGCACUGCAGCCAAAGCCAGAACCCCAGCUGCAGUCGCAAGGUCGGCAGGCAGCUCCAGGUCCACAGCAGUCACAGCCUCCUCCAUCCAGGCAGACGCCCUCAGCAACAGCAUCACGCCAGCCGCAGACACAGCAGCAGCAGCAGCAGCAGCAGCAGCAGCAGGGUCUCGGGCUACAGCCUCUGCAGCAGGCCCCUUCGCAGGCCCGCCUGCAGGAGCAGGGCCAGCCAGCUGCUCGGGGUCCGGCCCCCGCUGCCAGCCAGCCAGCAGGGAAGCCUCAGCCAGGGCCCUCGACAGCCACAGGCCCGCAGCCAUCAGGGCCACCGCGGGCAGAGCAGGCGAACGGCUCUAAAGGGACUGCCAAAGCACCCCAGCAGGGGAGACUUCCUCAGGCCCAGCCACCACCAGGACCUGGACCUGCAGGCAUGAAGGCUGGAGCCAAGCCUGGAGGGACCCCAGGGGCUCCUGCCGGCCAGCCAGGUGCCGACGGGGAGAGUGUGCUCUCCAAGAUCCUCCCUGGUGGGGCAGCAGAGCAGGCCGGCAAGCUGACGGAAGCUGUGUCUGCUUUUGGCAAAAAAUUCUCCUCCUUCUGGUGACCAUGCCCUGCAGGGCUCUUGAAGAAAUGAAGGGAGAUGAUAUCAUUGCUGUGGAAAAAUCUCUGGAGUCAGAGGCCUGGGCGCAGCUCUGGACUCUGCGUAUAACACAUCUACAAUCUGGCAAACCUUGGCCCAAAGACUCACACCAGGUGGGACGUGGCAGGCGGGCCUCAGUUGAGGACGGGAUGUUUUCUAACAGCAGCUGCCGGGGUGAAACAUCUGUUGGUCAAGUGGGACCAUUGGCCCAGGGGGACCUGUGAUUGUCUUUCCAGAGACCCUGCUCUCCUCAGGGCACCACCUUCAAGGCGUAGCCGUCGUUGGGAGGGAGGAACCCUCUCUUCAGGCCCUGUCACGCGGCAGUCUUGCUGCUCUUCCCACAGCCGCCUUCCGCGGCCUGGCCAGCCAGGCUACCAAUGCGUUAUACACAGAGUUUGGGCGCGCGCAGCCUGUUUUUGACGGACGCUGCCCUCCCUCCACAAUGCCAGAAGUUUUUCCACAGCCUUGGAGAGGGGCUUUGACUGAGGGCUGGGGGCCCUGGGCUCCGUUUCCUUCACAUUCCAGCUGGCCCAGAUCCCUCUGUGGCCACAGGGCCCUGCCCCCUUCACCCUGCCCCCUGGGUGACACCGGAGCAGACUUCCAUGUGGCUAGCGUGGGAUUGGGAGAACUUUACAAACAUUAGGACCUAACACUGUCUCAUCGCUGAAAUAAGAGGCCAUAGCACCGAAAAGCAGCGUGGGCGCUGGCUGAGGCUUCUCCCAGCCCGUGGGUGGCCGCGUGCUAGCACGCCCGCCACCAUCUUCAAAGCCAUCACCCCCAGUCAUCGUGAGCAUCCCAGCGGCACCACCAUUGUCUCGACCAGCCGGCUCCUCGUUCGUACACCUGGGGAUUUCUUUUGAUUUCAAGAACAGCCUUAAUUAUUUCAGUUUGAUUUAAGUGUAUACCUCAUAAACAUUGUUCUUUUAUUUCUCCCCCCACCCUUUCUCUCUUCGCUCUCUCGGCUCACCUCCUUGCCUCUCCCCUCCACCACCACCUUGUGACUGAUGGUUUGGUUCCCUCUCUGCUCUGCCCCUGCUCAGCAUGGGGAGAAUAUUGACUUAGAAGCAAUAGUGGGCAGCAGGCCACCAAGAGCACAACCCCAGGGCGGGGUCUAGGGAGGCCCCUCAGCCCGCCUCUGUUUACCGUGCAACUCCAGUCCUUCUUAAGCCAUCACCAGUGGACAUGCUCAGAGCAGAGGGGCCAGGGCUUCUGCCAGCCAAGGGAAGGGCCCAGGGCCCUGUGCUGGGGAGUGUGGCACCGUCCAUCCACCUGGUGGACUGGGCAGUGUUCCUCCCUGAGGCCCUUCCCUUAGGGGCCUCCCUUCACCUUGGGCACAGCCACAAGUCUCAUCUCUAACGUUCUAUGCAAUGAAAUAUAAACCCUCAAAGACAACUGUUAAUAUUUAUUAAAUUCUGUGUUAUGUAUAAGGAGUUAAUUGCAAACCUGCAAUUGAGAAACUGGAUAGAUAUGCUCAUAUCAAACCCCUCGCUCCCUUCCCCCUCCCCUGCUCCCACUGUGUAUGUGAAAUUCUCAGUCUGUGGCAUGUUCGACCUGUGGCAGGACUCGCUGCUGCCAGGCGAGUCACCGCCUGUCCCGCAGUGGAGCAUGCACAGCUCGCAGCUUCUUUGCACGAUUUCAUCCAUUUUCAAUGCUCGACCCUCUUGCUUGGAGUUCUUUUUGUCUCAGAACCUCUCCUUCAGGAGUGCUUCUAGCUAACUUCUGCACGAGCUAGUGAGGACCCGCCGGAAUUGCUGCCUGAGCAUGCCAGGCUGUGGGCCCGGCAGUACAAGGCCCCACACCCUCUGCAGGUUUCUCUGACCAAGAUGUCUCUGAGGAGACAUGUGGUGGGAGCCCGCACAGGAUGUGUGCGUGUGAACAUUCGGAAGGUUUGCUGUAGGAUUUCCAUCUGUAAGUCACUCCCCCACUUAUCCCAGCCCUGAGCCAGAGACAUCUGGUCGCCCCUUCCCAGCAGGGCACUGCUGAAGAGCAGAGCUGGGCUGCGUCUGUAGCCAGAGGGACAGAGGCCAAGGGUAGGGCCCAGCUCCUGACUGCACUUCUCCUUUGUGGCUGGGAGGCUCAAAGGUCUGUGAGCCAGGAGAUCUGGCCAGGGGGCCAGAGAAUGCUCAGGAAGAGCUGGAGUUUUGGCAUUUGUGGUGAGGACAGCUGACAGUGUCAUCUUUGAUCAGAGUGCAUAUUCACAUAGACAGUGGCUUCAAGCUGAGUUUCUUGGGAAGCUUCUCAAUAACAAAACUUACAGAAGGUUCUGUUGUGACACUCUCUGCAUCUGUCUCCAGGACCUAAACUCCCUGCCAGCCCCUAUCUCUGAAGCCUAAGUAUCCCACUGCUCAUCAGCUUCUCUAAGACUGAGCCAAGAGUGUGGCAGGUGGUAGCUGCCCGACCCCUCCAGGCCUGGCCUUCCUCCAGAGCGCUCUGGUUUGCACCAUGCAUUUCUCAGGGGUCCACAUUUCUCAUUCUUUCCCAUAAGGUCUACAAACCCCUUCAGAGAGGGAUCCUGGCCCACCUCUGGCAGCUGUGGAUGAGAUAGGAGGCUGUCAACCCUUGUGUUGGGCCUAAGACCCCGCCCUUCUGGAUUUGGGCUUCACCCAUCCAACGGGACACCUGCCUCAUCCCAGAGCUCAGGCCUGGGCUGUAUGAGGCCAUCUGUGCAAGGGCUGAAGGAGGCCACCAUCUGGCACCUCUGACCACCCAGGGCCAGGUCUUUGUGGGGAUGUGCCUAGUGGCUGGAUACAUGAGGGACUAAUGCAGCGAUCCUCCCGAUAAAAGGCCAAGGGAUGGGACCAGGAGCAGGGAACAGGCAGGGAGAUGACAGCAGGUCAGCCUCCAUCAAAGCUAGUUUCACGCUCUCCAAUGUUGACGCUUCAGCAAAUCUCCUUUCUGGCCAAGCUUUCUGAGUUUGAAAUUUCUGACAUCUGCCACUCCCUAACCCCCAGUGUAUCCACAGGACACAUCUGUGCCUAUCACCCCUUGUGAAGGUGGCUGGAGCAGGCCUCUGGGCCACAGGUGUCCUGGCCCUUGUGUGGAUACAGCUGCGGCUCUGGGGGCCAGAGGCUGAGGGACCAGCAUUCGAUGCCUUGGGCAGUGGGGAGCACCAAGCACAUUUCCACAUGGGCAAGGGGUUCUCUGGGAUGCAAUCCAGGCCUUCUCUACACCCUCUCCCGACCCAGUGUCAUGAACAAGGGCACUGCCGCCUCUGUCUACUUCAGGGCCUAAUGCAUUCACAGUGACACCCCGCUUCCCCACCAUCCACUUAGUCCUUGGGAAGAGAGGGUGGUCUCAGGGCCCAUGAUGACUGGGCAGCAGUGGCAGCAACCAUGGCCUGUCUUCUGGAGCCUGUGGGGAGUUUUCCAGGCAGAUUCUUUACCAUGACAACAAGGUCCUGGCCUGUUGGCCCCUCCCUUGCCCUCGUGCCCCCUCCCCCCAUUCUGUAAAUACUUGUCAUUGUGGACUCCGACAGGGUCAGAGGGACAGGCCUGACCAACUGAAACUCCUCAGAGAUAUCACUUCUGUCUCCCUGGGUACCAGCAGCCCUGCUGCCAUGUGCACUGGGGUGGCACUGGAGAGCCAUGGAAGUCAUGAGAUAUUGUGUGUGUGUGCAUGUGAACAAGUGUGUGAGUGUGUAUGUGUGUGUGUGUCUGCCUCAUUUGGCCUCUGGGAUCAAAUCAGCUCCUUCUCUCUAAGUGCAGUGCCCUGGAGAGUGGUGGCCGCCCAAUGCCUUUCCUCUGCUAGCUUCCAUGUCUUGUUUUUGCUUCCCCCUCACUCCUUCCCUGCCUCCCUUCUUUCCUCUCUCCCUUUCUUUCCUUCUCUCCUUCUUUAUUUGAGGGGGGAAGAGUGCUGUACAAAGUCAAACAAACAAGUUUACAGUUGUAAGUGCAAUGAAUGACCCGAGUCCUCCACAUGACCUUGUGAAUCGUGUGCCGUCCUCCUGUGCUCUGUGAGAACUCGUGGUACUUCAGUGUCCCUCCCCCUGUAUUGUAACAAGGUAAUUCUGUGGUAUCAGAAUAAAAGGACUUGAUAUAAACAACCUACA